AUGGGAUCUAUAGGGCAAUCUUCCCUUCCGGCUGAUUUUAUUUGGGGCUUUGCGACCGCUGCCUACCAAAUUGAGGGUGGUGCGACUGAGGAUGGACGUGGUCCUUCGAUUUGGGAUACUUUUUGCAAGAUUCCUGGCAAGAUCGCUGGUGGUGGAUCAGGCGAGGUCGCGUGCGACUCGUAUCACCGUACACAUGAGGACAUUGAAUUGUUGAAGACAUGCGGUGCUAAGGCAUACCGCUUCUCGCUAUCAUGGUCCCGCCUUAUUCCUCUCGGUGGCCGUAAUGACCCCGUCAAUGAGAAGGGCUUGCAAUUCUACGUGAAAUUCGUUGAUGACCUCAUUGAAGCGGGCAUUAUCCCGAUGAUAACACUCUUCCACUGGGAUCUUCCUGAUGAGUUGAACAAGCGUUAUGGAGGAUUCUUGAACAAGGAGGAAUUUGUUGCCGACUUUGCAAACUACGCCCGCCUGGUUUUCAAGACCUUCGGAUCCAAGGUCAAGCACUGGAUUACAUUCAAUGAGCCCUGGUGCAGCUCUGUGCUUGGAUACAACACGGGAUCAUUCGCACCUGGCCACACAAGUGAUCGCAGCAAGAGCGCUGUGGGCGAUGGUUCGACAGAGCCUUGGAUUGUGGGUCAUAGCAUUCUUGUCGCGCACGGUGCAGCAGUGAAGAUCUACCGUGAUGAAUUCAAGGCACAGGAUGGCGGCGAGAUUGGUAUCACAUUGAAUGGUGACUGGGCCGAGCCUUGGGACCCUGAGAACCCCGCCGAUGUGGAAGCCUGCGAUCGCAAAAUUGAAUUCGCCAUCUCUUGGUUUGCCGACCCCAUCUACCAUGGCAAGUACCCAGACAGCAUGAUCAAGCAACUAGGUGACCGACUGCCCGCCUGGACCCCGGAAGAUCUCGCCCUGGUGCAUGGGAGUAACGACUUCUAUGGAAUGAACCACUACUGCGCAAACUUCAUCCGCGCCAAGACCGGCGAACCCGACCCCAACGAUAUUGCUGGAAAUCUGGAGCUGCUCCUGGAAGACAAGAAUGGCGUCAGUGUUGGGCCAAUUACCCAAUCACCGUGGUUGCGACCUAGCGCAAUCGGCUUCCGAAAGCUUCUCAAGUGGCUGAGUGAACGCUACGGAUACCCCAAGAUAUAUGUCACGGAAAACGGAACCAGUGUGCUGGGCGAGAACGACAUGCCUUUGGAACAACUGCUUGAAGACGAGUUCCGCGUGCAAUACUUCAAGGACUAUAUCGGUGCUAUGGCGGAUGCGUAUACCUUUGAUGGAGUGAACGUUCGUGCUUACAUGGCUUGGAGUCUUCUGGACAACUUCGAGUGGGCCGAGGGUUAUGAAACCCGCUUCGGUGUGACUUUUGUUGACUAUGAGAACGAUCAGAAGCGCAUCCCCAAGAAGAGCGCUAAGAGCAUCAGCCAGAUCUUUGAUCGACUCAUCGAGAAGGCCUAA
This is a messenger RNA of Penicillium subrubescens, 1452 nucleotides long. RefSeq names its product Beta-glucosidase 1B. Gene Ontology annotation, biological process: carbohydrate metabolic process. Lineage: Eukaryota; Fungi; Ascomycota; Eurotiomycetes; Eurotiales; Aspergillaceae. The coding region runs from base 1 to 1452 and encodes 483 amino acids. The transcript is spliced from 4 exons. Gene Ontology annotation, molecular function: beta-glucosidase activity. The record is from RefSeq and is a predicted model, not a curated record.